UUCUGACGUUCCUUCAAACAGAUGAACAGAUCAUUUUGACAGGCGCCGAUUGGUUUACUUACGGUGAGUUACUACCCGUGACAGUCUAUCCGGGAACUUGUACGCUGGAAAAUGCGGCGGUGGCGGUCUUGGAUUGUCUUCUCUGUUUCCUAGGCUUCCUAGCCACAAUUUAUAUCAAUUUCGCGAUCUAUAUCCACUGGCGCCUCCGGUCCCGCUGGCGCGCGCUGAAAAGGCCAGCGGAUCACUUAUCGUUCCUUGAUUUUGGAUCUCACAGCGGUUAUUUGUUGCCUGAAACUCUGAUUCGACGGGACCAUUGCAACAACAACAGACAUCUGUGUAAUUCAAUCUAACUGUCUCGAUUUUCAAGACGGGAUCAACCAGAUGGAAACUUCGAACUGCGGCACGCUUCCCUGCAAUCAAGUAUGGACCCUACAGCGUUCUUAUUAAGCUUUAAAAAGCCCAGGACACUAUUUAAAGGCUUUCUUCCCACUGGAGCUCAAAGAAUAGCAUAUAAUCAACUUUUCAUGGCCCCAAAGUUCAAAGUCAUCGUCUGUGGUGGCGGACUAAGCGGACUAGCGUUUGCUGUAACGCUGUCCAAGUAUCCAGAUGUGGACCUCGAGCUUUACGAGGCUGCAGACCACUUCUCCGCUGUUGGAGCUGGCAUCAGUGUAUGGCCGCGUGCUAUAGAAGUCAUGGAGAUGAUGGGUAUGGGACCUGAUUUGCAGAAGGUGGCGUCAGCACCCUUCACAGAAGACUAUGUUGCUGCUUGGAGUUUCAGGAAGAGCGACCAAGCGGUAGGGAAGGAAUUUUGCCGCGUCGACUCUAAAGGGCAUUGUCAAACGUUUCACCGAGGAGACUUGCAUGACGUCUUCGUGAACCAUCUUUCGCCGCGGUGUGUGAUUCAUUAUGCGAAGCGAUUACAGUCGUAUUCCGAACAGCUUGAUGGUCGCGUAAAGGUAUUUUUCCAAGAUGGGACGACCGCCGAGUGUGACGUCCUAAUUGGCGCUGAUGGAAUAAAGUCUCGAGUACGGGCGUCCUUGCUGAAGGAUAAGGCUCGGAGUGCCUCAGCAGAUGGCAGACUACACGAGGCUGAGGAACUUCUUUCUGGUGUUCCUCAAAUCUUUACGGGAUCAGUUGCCUACAGAUCAUUAAUUCCCGUGGAGAGAAUCAAGUCGGAUCCUGUUGCGCGGGAUUUUCAGCUUCCCCCGCAACCUACACAGUACUGUGGUCGUGGCAUCAACAUCGUCGUAUAUCCGGUCUCAAACGGCGCCAUGUUGAACAUCGCUCUCUUUCGGCCUCAAACACACCUAAUGGGUACCUCAUACGACCCGCCGUUCCCGGUCCAGGUAGACAGGGCGGAAUUAAUGUCACUUGCGGAGUUUUCAGAAUGGGAACCAGAAAUCCAAGCUUGGUUACAUUGCAUCGAUCAGCCAAGCAGAUGGCCUAUGUACUGCACCAGGUUGUUGUCAUCUUACGCGUCGGAUCGUGUUGCACUUAUCGGUGACUCAGCACACGCAAUGUUACCGCAUCAGGCUUCGGGCGCAGGUCAAGCAAUUGAGGAUGGCUAUUUCUUAGCGACUCUUCUCGGCCAUUCACUUACAAAGCGGAAAAAUAUUCCUAUAGCGUUGGCAAUAUAUGAUUCCGUUCGCCGUCCAUUUGCUACUGACGUCUGGAAACGAUCAGCGAGAAACGCGAGGUAUUUUACUAUGACCCAUCAAGAUUUCGAGUGGGACCAGGAUGCACCAGAAGCUGAGGUAUGGGAGAAGCUUGAAGGAAUAGCGAUAGUUAUCAAUGAAAGCUUCGAGUGGGCUUGGACGACCUCAUUCAAAGAGAUGAUGGAAAAGGGUAUACGAAUGCUGGAGGCUGCUUAGAGGAUAGAGUACAUCUCGAAUUUCGUAUUCCAUUGUUCAUCCACUUAGCUCGCAGAGCAUCUAAUAUUACGUAACACGGUG
Molecule: messenger RNA, 1952 nt
Organism: Guyanagaster necrorhizus
Lineage: Eukaryota; Fungi; Basidiomycota; Agaricomycetes; Agaricales; Physalacriaceae
Product: FAD/NAD(P)-binding domain-containing protein
Exons: 8
Coding region: 423-1871 (482 amino acids)
Biological process (GO): secondary metabolite biosynthetic process
Molecular function (GO): FAD binding
Source: RefSeq, a predicted model, not a curated record